Molecule: messenger RNA, 459 nt
Organism: Spirodela intermedia
Lineage: Eukaryota; Viridiplantae; Streptophyta; Magnoliopsida; Alismatales; Araceae
Source: the annotation of a GenBank genome assembly
AUGGAAGGCGGCGGCGGCGGUGUGAGGGGGUACUGGAUGAGGAGGAAGUACCAACGCCUCGGGGGCGAGGGGAGGAGGACGAAGAACCAGCGACACCGGCACCGCCUGGGCCUCGCCCCCGGCGAUGGGCGGCGCAGGAGGUUCUGGAGGAUAAGGAUCUCGCCGUCGGUGGCUUUCCUCCGGCGGGUCAUCUCCCCCCGCCGGUUCCUCGCGUCGCUGAGGGACGCCUACGUGCGGCUGAUGCUGCGCAUCGCGAACUUGCCGGCGAUCGCCGCUGGCGGCGGCGGUGGCGGCUUCUGCUCCUUCGGCCCAGGGUUCACCGCGCCGGCGUUCGGCCGGCCGGCCAUUAGAGAGUACGACGAGAAGAUGAUCGUGGAGAUUUACAAGUCCCUGCUGGCCCAGGGCCGGCUGACCGCCCUCGCCCCCGGAGACGGUGUCGGGAUCGCCGCCGGCCGGUAA